Messenger RNA from Mytilus trossulus (common blue mussel), 399 nucleotides. RefSeq names its product putative ankyrin repeat protein RBE_0220. The transcript has a single exon. The record is from RefSeq and is a predicted model, not a curated record. Bases 1 to 399 code for a protein of 132 amino acids. Lineage: Eukaryota; Metazoa; Mollusca; Bivalvia; Mytilida; Mytilidae. Gene Ontology annotation, molecular function: protein binding.
AUGGGACAGACACCUCUGAGAUGUGCUUGUAAAGGAGGAAAUGAGAAGAUAGUGCAGCUACUUAUAGACAAAGGAUGUGAAGUUAACCAGAAUGUUGAUAAUGGAGAAACACCUUUGACAGCUGCUUGUAGGGAAAGAAACGAGAAGAUAGUACAGCUUCUUAUAGCCGAAGGAUGUGAUGUUAAUCAGGAAGCUGAGUUUGGAGAAAUAACUAAAACAGCUUUUUGGAGAGGCAAUGAAAAGAUUUUACAGUUUUUACAGAUUAAUAACGACAAAGGGUCGGAUUUAAGACAGGGUGUUGGUAUUGGAGAGACACCUCUGACGGCUGCUUGUAGAGGAGGAAACGAGAAGAUGUUAAAGAUACUUAUAGACAAAGGAGGCAAUGUUAACCCGGUUUAA